AUGGAUAUCGGCGAUGAGGGUUCGGCUUCGGAUUUUGCGGUGCCAGCGGGCCGAAUCCGGAAACGGCGCUUCUCGAGUGCGCGGAUUCAACCGGUAAGCUUUAAUCUUGUGAAUUUUGUUGAUUUAGAAGUGAAAUGUGUCAGUUUUCAACCAAUUUUCGCAGUUUCGAGAGGGUUUUUGAUAGUUUUUUGAGCGAAAAUGUGCUGUUUUUUGCUGUUUAUCGUGUGGUUCUGUUGCAGACGCGGAUCAAAAAGGUAAUGCAAAGUGAUGAGGAGAUCGGGAGGAUGGUUCACUCCGUUCCCGUCGCCUUGGGAAGUGCUAUGGAGCAUUUCGCGGAGAAACUGUUGGAAUGUGCGGCUCAAAGCGUUCAGUUCUCGUCGGCUCGCACUCUGACACCAUCGCAUAUGUGAGUUGGAUCUUGUUGUUUUCUAUUUGUGUGUUUAGACGGUUCGCCAUCAUGAAGAAUCGACAUUUCGCAUUUUUGGAUGAUCUCACCAAGGAAAUACCUAUGCUCAGGAUUAACGCUGAAUCCGAUGGCUUUCCAGAAGUUGCCGUUUCGUCCGGUGAGUCAGAUUUCGGAGUUUAUAGUAUUUAAUGUUUAGGAGAAGUGAUUUCGUUUAAUUAGCAGGAACUUUUCGGUGUGUAUAUAGUUAUAUUUCCUGAGUUAACAAUUUCAAGUGGUAUUUUCCUUGAAAUUAUGGAUUUUUUGACGAUCUUAGGGAAAUUCUUGCGUUGCGUUUGCAAAUACUGUUGAAAUAGGUUCUCCGAUUCGUUUUCCAUUCAAUUAACAAGAUUUUAGGUAACAUUUUGUAAAAAAAGUAGUGGUUUUACAAACAUAAUAACAUUUUCUCUAUUUUUUGCUUUUGUUGUGAAUAAUGUCCUCUUUUCCAGGUGCAAGCCAAUACAAUCCCGUACCCACAUUGCAACGCCGAGAUAAUUUGGGCGCUCUCCCUCUCAACUCUCUUCCAGUUUCAUCUCAAUCAAAUUCUGAUCUCAAUCCAACUUCGCUGAUAUCUCAAAAAUCGUGCACACCAAAACAACCGUCUUAUCAACAACAACAACCCAGUACCGCCGCUUCAGGGGAUGAACAACAACCCGUCAAGAGGAAACGCGGUCGGCCUCGCAAAGAUAAAAGUGAUAGGUAACUUCAAGUUUGACGUAUUUUUAGUUACCUAUUACCUUAAUCUGUACUUUGUAACUUUAAAUGGUAAAAUCUUUAGCUAUUUUUAUGUUUUUUCUGUAUUUUUGUUAGUUCUUCAAAUAACUUUUCGUUUGGCUUAAAACAGAGUAAGGGGAAUUUGAAAGAUUUUCUACACAUUUUUUUUAAACGUGGGGAUCGUAGAAUGUAAAUUGACCGAGAAUCUUUCAUUUUCUUCUUACGAACAUUUCGAUUUCAUAUUCAUUUUUUAGAAAUUUUUCCGUUUUGUUACCUAAAACUUGCACUUUUGCAGAUUCUUGGACUCAAGUGAAAACUCGGUGACAUCUCCACUGACUCCGAUCUCGCCAGCCAAAACUGACCUGGACAAAGUGCUGAUGCCUCCACCGUCGAUACCAUCCGGUCGGUCUCGGCGCACUUUCCUCAGGCCGGGAUCGACAGAAGCCACCGGUUCGUCGCCGCCUUCCAAUCCGACAACUUUGACGGCCGUUUAG
This is a messenger RNA of Bursaphelenchus okinawaensis, 1650 nucleotides long. Lineage: Eukaryota; Metazoa; Nematoda; Chromadorea; Rhabditida; Aphelenchoididae. The record is from the annotation of a GenBank genome assembly.